AUGAUUCAAGACGAUCAGGAAGAGGCUCGCAUUCUCUCUGUAGGUGAUAUCAAGACUCCUCUGGUACCGAUACAUGUGAAAAUGUGUAGAGCAACUCUCUUCAACCACAAUCAUGAAGCUUGUGACAUAUGUUUGAUGGAUCCUCGUGGAUGUGUACAAGUCCAGAAUGAUGUGCAGGGUCUCCUAAAUAGAAGGGAACUUGUGGUUACAAGGGAACCCGAGAGCAAGGACGUCUGUGUUGUCACUCCGGUAUUCAGAGCCAGGAGGCCGCUGGUGAUAAACCCUAACAGUACAAAGCCCGUUGGUACUCCCUUGGUAAUCUAUGUGCCUAGGCCCACGCCUACUACUGCUCAGAAAGCUGUACCCUACAAGUAUGAAGGCACGAUUCUAGAGCCCGGAAGUGAGACAACUUCACCUGUUGCUGUGGAUAAUAUCGCAGAGAAUAGCCGGAUUUUGAGGAGUGGCUGCAUCCUUCCUACGGUGGGUCCGAAGAGUGUUAGUGUUCCGUUCGAUGAGCCAGUAAAAGAACGAAACGCCGGUAAAGGUAAAGCUGGGGAGCAGGCCAAAGAGUUUGACUUUGAGGAUGCCGAUGAAGUCUUGAAGCUGAUCAAGAAGAGUGAAUACAUGGUGGUGGACCAGCUGUUACAAACUCCUGCGAAGAUUUCCAUCAUGGCCCUGUUGUCAAGUUCUGGUGCUCAUCGGGAUGCCCUGAGGAAAGUACUAGACCAGGCAUUUGUGGAUUAUGAUGUAACUCUGGGUCAAUUCGAAAGCAUUGUGGGGAAUGUGACCGCGUGUAACAGUCUGGCUUUCAGUGAUGAAGAUCUCCCGGCGGAGGGGAAUAAGCAUAAUCAAGCAUUACUCAUCUCUGUACUUUGCAGAACGGACUCGUUAUCCAACGUCCUGAUAGAUACCGGCUCUGCACUUAAUGUGAUGCCCAAGUCAACUCUCGACCAAUUGGCGUACUCCGAGGCUCCUUUGAGACUUAGCAAGGUGACGGUGAGGGCCUUCGAUGGAACUAGGAGAUCGGUAUAUGGUGAGGUAGAUUUGCCAAUUUCGGUCGGCCCACAUGAAUUUCAGGUUACUUUCCAAGUCAUGGAAAUCCAGGCUUCUUUCAGCUGUUUGCUCGGCAGACCCUGGAUUCAUGACGCUGGGGCUGUGACAUCUACUCUCCAUCAGAAAUUGAAGUUUGUAAGUCGUGGAAAGUUGAUCACUGUGAGUGGCGAAUCGGCCUUUUUAAUCAGCAAUUUGUCUGCUUUCUCUGUUAUCGGUGGUAGUGGUUCAGACGGGCCAUCAUUCCAAGGGUUCUCUGUCGAAGAAAGUGUCGGUAAGAUUGAGACUUGUAUGGCUUCGUUGAAGGAUGCCCGGAGAGUAAUUCAGGAAGGCAAAACCGAAGGCUGGGGUCAGCUAGUGGAGUUGCCAGAAAACAAGCGUAAAGAGGGAAUUGGUUUCCUUAACAGUAAGCCUGGGAUGUUCGACCCUACCAGAGGUUCUUUCCACAGUGCUGGUUUCAUUCAUGAUUCGCCAGAGACCAAUGCAAUUUUAGAUGAUGCACCUGGAGGAGUGCCACCGGUCUUUGUGACGCCUGGAGGAGCUUGCUGCAACUGGAUUGCUGUUGACAUUCCUUCUGUGACACCCCGCUCUAAACUGAACAUAAGUGAAUCCGUUGAACACAGUGACCCCAUGCUUUCUCCCAACUUUGAGGUCCCGGUUUACGAGGCUGUGGUAGAGGAGGAUGAAGAGAUCCCAAAUGAGAUCAAGUGGAUGUUGGAACAAGAAAGGAAGACAAUUCAACCUCAUCAGGAAGAGAUAGAAAUCAUCAAUCUGGGUACUGAGGAAGACAAGAAAGAAAUCAAGAUUGGGGCAUCGUUGGAUGUAUCUGUCAAGAAAAGAGUAAUUGAGCUUAUCAGAGAAUAUGUUGAUAUAUUCGCAUGGUCAUACAAAGACAUGCCGGGUCUAGACCCUGAUGUCGUUGAACACAGACUGCCUUUGAAGCCUGAGUGUCCUCCGUUGGCCAACAUAGUGCCUGUUCCAAAGAAAGAUGGCAAAGUCAGAAUGUGUGUUGAUUAUCGGGACUUGAACAAGGCUAGUCCGAAGGAUAAUUUUCCUUUACCUCACAUUGACGUAUUGGUUGAUAAUACUGCUAAGUGCAAGGUUUUCUCCUUCAUGGACGGUUUUUCCGGCUACAAUCAGAUCAGGAUGGCUCCUGAGGACAGAGAAAAGACAUCUUUCAUCACGCCCUGGGGUGCUUUCUGCUAUGUGGUGAUGCCAUUUGGUUUGAUAAAUGCUGGUGCCACUUACCAAAGGGGCUUUAUCGUCAGUCAAAAGGGUAUUGAAGUUGAUCCCGACAAGGUCAGAGCCAUCAGAGAAAUGCCUGUUCCAAAGACAGAGAAGCAAGUCAGAGGUUUUCUUGGUAGACUCAAUUAUAUCUCCAGAUUUAUCUCUCACAUGACCGCCACAUGUGGACCAAUUUUCAAGUUACUCCGCAAGGAUCAAGGGGUGAAGUGGAAUGAUGAUUGUCAGAAGGCUUUUGAUCAAAUCAAAGAAUAUCUGUUAGAACCUCCAAUUCUUGUUCCUCCAGUUGACGGAAGACCUUUGAUCAUGUAUUUAACAGUACUGGAAGAUUCCAUGGGCUGUGUUUUGGGUCAACAAGAUGAAACCGGAAAUAAAGAGCACGCUAUCUACUAUUUGAGUAAGAAGUUCACUGAUUGUGAGUCCCGAUAUUCUAUGGAUCCUAUCAAGUACAUAUUUGAGAAGCCAGCUUUAACUGGAAGGAUUGCUCGCUGGCAGAUGUUAUUGUCCGAGUAUGAUAUCGAGUAUCGCACUCAGAAAGCAAUCAAAGGUAGCAUCUUGGCAGAACAUUUGGCUCAUCAACCAAUCGAAGACUAUCAACCAAUCAAAUUCGACUUCCCAGAUGAAGAGGUUAUGUAUCUAAAAGCAAAAGAUUGUGACGAACCAGUGUUCGGUGAAGGUCCUGAUCCGGAAUCCGAAUGGGGUUUGAUAUUUGAUGGAGCUGUUAAUGUCUAUGGAAGUGGAAUUGGUGCGGUACUCAUUACCCCUAAGGGUACUCACAUCCCUUUUACUGCGAGGUUACGUUUUGAUUGCACAAACAACAUCGCAGAGUACGAAGCUUGCAUCAUGGGUAUCGAGGAAGCCAUCGAUUUGAGGAUCAAGAAAAUUGUCAUUUAUGGAGAUUCCGCUCUUGUGAUUAACCAGAUCAAAGGAGAAUGGGAAACUCGUCAUCCUGGAUUGAUUCCCUACAGAGAUUAUGCAAGGCGUUUGCUGACUUUCUUCAACAAAGUAGAGUUACAUCAUGUGCCCCGCGAUGAGAAUCAAAUGGCAGAUGCUUUAGCUACUCUAUCCUCAAUGAUCAAUGUGAAUGGUCACAAUAUUGUGCCAGUAAUCAAUGUCCAAUUUCUCGACCGACCUGCUUAUGUGUUUGUAGCUGAAGCAAUUGAUGAUGACAAGCCAUGGUAUCAUGAUAUCCAAGUUUUCCUUCAAACUCAAAAGUACCCACCUGGGGCAUCCAACAAGGACAAGAAAACAUUGAGAAAAUUGUCAAGCCGUUUCUUCCUUAACGAAGACGUUUUGUAUAAAAGGAACUUUGAUGGGGUCCUACUUAGAUGUGUGGAUAAGCAUGAAGCAGAAAAAUUGAUGCGCGAGAUUCAUGAAGGCUCUUUCGGAACUCACUCAUGUGGGCACGCCAUGGCGAAGAAGAUAUUGAGAGCUGGGUACUACUGGAUAACAAUGCACGCUGAUUGCUACAAUCAUGCCAAGAGAUGCCACAAAUGUCAAAUCUAUGCUGACAAGAUUCAUAUACCACCAUCUAUGCUCAAUGUCAUCUCUUCCCCGUGGCCCUUCUCUAUGUGGGGCAUUGACAUGAUUGGUCGGAUUGAACCAAAAGCUUCCAAUGGACAUCGUUUCAUAUUAGUGGCUAUCGAUUAUUUCACCAAGUGGGUUUUUUUGACAGGAGAACGUUCUAGACCAAGGCUUGCCUUUUCUUUUCCCCUUUUACUUCUUGUCAGAGCUGAGGAUGCAGGUGAGGUUGGUGGUUGUUCUGGAGAGGAAGGUCGCGAGGGAGGAUAUGGAGAUCGAGGAGGAGGAGAAGGUUUUUUGACAGGAGAACGUUCUAGACCAAGGCUUGCCUUUUCUUUUCCCCUUUUACUUCUUGUCAGAGCUGAGGAUGCAGGUGAGGUUGGUGGUUGUUCUGGAGAGGAAGGUCGCGAGGGAGGAUAUGGAGAUCGAGGAGGAGGAGAAGGUGAGGAUGAAGACAUUUUGUAA
Messenger RNA from Medicago truncatula (barrel medic), 4278 nucleotides. RefSeq lists its product as uncharacterized. Lineage: Eukaryota; Viridiplantae; Streptophyta; Magnoliopsida; Fabales; Fabaceae. Gene Ontology annotation, biological process: proteolysis. The record is from RefSeq and is a predicted model, not a curated record. The transcript has 9 exons. Gene Ontology annotation, molecular function: aspartic-type endopeptidase activity; RNA-DNA hybrid ribonuclease activity; nucleic acid binding. Bases 1 to 4278 code for a protein of 1425 amino acids.